This is a messenger RNA of Musa acuminata AAA Group (dessert banana), 1191 nucleotides long. Its product is annotated as rac-like GTP-binding protein 2. Gene Ontology annotation, molecular function: GTPase activity; protein kinase binding; GTP binding. Gene Ontology annotation, biological process: regulation of cell shape; small GTPase-mediated signal transduction; cortical cytoskeleton organization. The transcript has 9 exons. The record is from RefSeq and is a predicted model, not a curated record. NCBI's taxonomy places the organism in Eukaryota, Viridiplantae, Streptophyta, Magnoliopsida, Zingiberales, Musaceae. Gene Ontology annotation, cellular component: cytoplasmic vesicle; cell projection; cytoskeleton. The coding region runs from base 298 to 930 and encodes 210 amino acids.
UUGGAUUCGCCGGAUUUACGUGUCAGUUCUCCUUUUUGCAUGUUUAAGUUAAACUUCAUGAACUCCGAGAGCUAUACUUCAUCUUCUGCUCUUACCUAAAACUCCACUCUCCUUGUCCUGCUGUCCACCAAGAAGAACCCAAGAUCGUGAUUAGCGCGCUUCUUCUCUUCUCGCCCAAAGCUGCUCCUUCUGACUUCAAAUCGAAGCAACUCCGUCCUCGCCCUUUUGGUUUGUUUAUAGCGCGGUUCGUCUUCCUUGCUCUCCACCGCCAGGUAGCUCGAGACCAGAGGAGCGAGGAUGAGCGCCACCAAGUUCAUCAAGUGUGUGACUGUUGGAGACGGGGCUGUGGGGAAGACCUGCAUGCUCAUAUGUUACACCAGCAACAAGUUCCCCACUGACUACAUCCCGACUGUGUUCGAUAACUUCAGCGCUAAUGUCUCUGUUGAUGGCAGCAUCGUCAACUUAGGAUUGUGGGAUACUGCAGGACAAGAAGACUACAGCAGGUUGAGGCCGCUGAGCUAUAGAGGGGCAGAUAUAUUUGUUCUGGCUUUCUCGCUAAUCAGCAGGGCAAGCUACGAGAACGUUCUCAAGAAGUGGAUGCCUGAGCUUCGACGCUUUGCACCAAAUGUUCCUAUUGUUCUGGUUGGAACAAAACUAGAUCUUCGCGAAGACAAAGGAUAUCUUGCUGAUCAUCCAGGUGCAACUGCAAUAACUCCAGCUCAAGGAGAAGAGCUCAGGAAACAAAUUGGUGCUGCAGCAUACAUCGAGUGUAGCUCCAAGACACAACAGAACGUCAAGGCUGUCUUUGAUACUGCAAUCAAGGUAGUUCUUCAACCUCCACGAAGGAAGGAGGUACCCAAGAAGAAAAGUAAAAGAAGCUCUGGUUGUCUAAUGGCGAACUUCAUGUGUAGAGGCACUUGCGAUGCCUAAAACAGAUGAACUCAUCGUGGAACUUCAUGUGCGGAGGCACUUGUGAUGCCUAGAACAGAGAAGAAACUCAUCUUGGUACGCUGAUAGCUGCAGUAGCGAGCAAGUUAGCAGGAACUUGUGACACUACCGGGUCUCAUUCCCUGUGUUUCCUUCCCAUCGUUUUCGAAGGAAUCAGUUCCUUUCUGGUUUCUGUAAGAAGUAAUUAAUGUACACUUAAUAGUGCAAUUUUAGUCUCUAUUAGUAGUAUCUGAUAUUGAUGUA